AUGGAGAGCAAGCGGAAUAACCGUCUCCACCCCACGCCGCCGCGGAUGACGAAGCCGAGGACGAGGUCGGUGGCCAGGAUGGAGGCCGCGGCGGCGGCUGCGGCGGAGGAGGAGGCGGGGAAUCCCGACGGCGUGGAGGGCGCGGCCGUCGCCGCCGUUGCGCCCGAAGCCGCCGCCGAAGGUCCGAGUGAGCCGAACGCAGGUGAAGCUUCGAGGGAGCCGGACGCGGGUCAAGCUUCGAGGGAGCCGGGCGCCGCUGGACCUUCGAGGGAGCCGGACGUUGCUGGACCAUCGAGGGAGCCGGACGCCGCUGGACCUUCAAGGGAGCCGGGCGCCGCUGGAGGUUCGAGGGAGCCGGGUGCGGCCGGAGGUUCGAGGCAGCCGGUCCCCGACGCGGCGCAGUUGGCGGUGGUGCCGUACGUUGAGGACAUCGACCGGUACCUCCGGUCUCUCGAGGUGAGGGUUUCCCGAUCACGCGUGGAUUCUGGAAUUGCUGAGCAAACAAGGAGGCCGAUGAUUAACUAUGUUCAGGAGAUACAAGGAGGCAUCAUCAAUAUGGAUGUGAGGGGGAUCCUAGUGGACUGGAUGGCAGAUGUGGCUUAUGUGUUCAAUCUUCAGGAAGAGACACUUCACCAUGCGGUUUCAUAUGUUGACCGCUUCCUUUCAAAAAUUGCCUUUCCUGGGGACAAGCUGAAACUGCUUGGUACCACUGCACUGUUUGUUGCUUCGAAGUAUGAAGAAAUUCACCCUCCUCAUGUAAGGAACUUCAGUGCCGUUACUGUUAACACUUACACCACGCAGCAGGUGUCUAAGAUGGAGUUGGACAUACUGAGAUUUCUGAACUUUGAUGUGGGGAGUCCCACUGUAAUAACUUUUCUACGGAAAUUCUUAACUUCUUGUUGUGGAGGUAAUAAUUCAAGUAACAGAAAACUGGAGCUGAUGUGUAACUAUCUUGCGGAAUUGAGCUUGUUAGACGAUUACUACAUAAGGUUUCUUCCAUCGAUUGUUGCUGCUGCCUGCCUGUUUGUUGGCAAGUUCACACUCAACCCGAACACUCGUCCUUGGAACUUGUCGGUUCAACGCAACACAGGCUACAAGGUCUCUGAUAUCGAAGAUUGUAUUCAUGCCAUACAUGAUUUGCAAGCGGGCAGAAAGUGGUCGAACCUCAAAGCCGUCAGAAUCAAGUAUAAGGACGACGAGUUUGGGUCCGUGUCGACAAUUACUCCACCAGAAAACAUCAAGGUGUGUUUUCUCAAGGAUCUCAAGUACGCGAACAGCUGAAGUGCCCUUGCAGCAUCUUUGCAAAUCUGCAGGGCGGUGUGGAAAAAUACAUGGUUAGUAGAAUAUACAUGUGCGUCUUUGAUCUUCCGAUGCUCUUUUUGGUAAAUCGGCAGCAUCUCCGCUUCAGUCGCAUUGACGAUAUCUGAAAUAGUAUUUUCCUAUCAUGUGCACAUAAAUCGUUUCUGUACAGAGGUUUGGACUUUGGACAAAAGAUUCAUAGUAAAAAAAUAUAUACUACACCGUACCAUAUGUCAAGCUUGGUAUAACA
Messenger RNA from Oryza sativa Japonica Group (Japanese rice), 1549 nucleotides. The record is from RefSeq and is a predicted model, not a curated record. NCBI's taxonomy places the organism in Eukaryota, Viridiplantae, Streptophyta, Magnoliopsida, Poales, Poaceae.